AUGUACUUCCGCGCCACUUUCCUCGCCACCGUCCUGGCCGCAACUAGCGUCCUCGGCGCUGCCAUCGACCCUUCCAAGAUCGGCUCCUCCUCGCUCAGCCGGCGGCAGCAGUUCCAGCAAAAGACGUACAACGAGAUCUCCAUCUCGGGCGGCACCGCGGGCAACGCCGAGGCCGAGGCCGAGGCCGUCUUCGCGUCGCUCAACCUCAACGACCUGGCCAACGCGAGCGAGGACGACAAGGACUUCCUCAACAGCGUCAACAAGAUCUGCAACCAGGCCGAGAAGGGCGCGUUCAACCCGGCCAUCGCGGCGGCCAGCGGCGCCGAGGCCGCCGCCCUGCAGGCCGGCAAGAUCAAGAACAAGGUGCUCAAGCUCAAGGCCACGCUGCUGCUGCUGUCCAUCAAGGAGGCCCAGGGCGAGGACGUCGCCGCCGACAUUGCCGCCGAGACCAAGAAGUUCAACAACAACAUCAAGCAGGAUCAGGACGCCGCGGGCGACCCGUCGACGUUCCUCCCAUUCGAUGCUAGCACCAAGGGCGGCAUCUAG
This is a messenger RNA of Microdochium trichocladiopsis, 546 nucleotides long. RefSeq lists its product as uncharacterized. NCBI's taxonomy places the organism in Eukaryota, Fungi, Ascomycota, Sordariomycetes, Xylariales, Microdochiaceae. Bases 1 to 546 code for a protein of 181 amino acids. The record is from RefSeq and is a predicted model, not a curated record. The transcript has a single exon.